ACUGAUAGAAAUGCAGGUGAGGACGGGAUGUCGGACCACAGUAGACCUCCUGCUUCUCCUCCUCCACAGUAGACCUCCUCCUUCAGAGACAGCAUGCAGCCCCGCUCCGCUCUGCUCCUCCUCCUCUCCAUCACCUCCGCCGCCUGCUUCGAGCUGCUGCCGGAGGAAGCUGCUCCCCGCCGGGCACGAUUCUCCUCCAACAGCCCGACUGAUGUGGCCAGAUGUUUAAACGACGCCGUGGCGGUCGGCUGUGGAUUCUUCUCCUGUCUGGAAAACUCCACAUGUGACACCGACGGGAUGCACGAAAUCUGUGAACUCUUCCUCCACUCAGCAGCCACAUUCAACACAGAGGGUAAAACCUUUGUGAAGAAGAGUCUUCUCUGCAUCUCUCAGGGAAUCUCAGCCAAAGUUUUCCAAACGAUCCGUCGUUGUAACAUCUUCCAGCGGAUGAUCGCCGAGGUGCAAGACGAGUGUUACACCAGUCUGGACAUCUGCACUGUGGCCCGGACCAACCCUGACGCCAUCGGAGAGGUGGUCCAGGUGCCCACACACUUCCCCAACAGGUACUACAGCACACUGCUGCAGGUCCUGCAGGCCUGCGACGAGCAGACCGUGGAGGCGGUGCGAGCCGGCCUCAUGGCCCGUUUAGGCCCCGACAUGGAGACCUUCCUGCAGCUGGUCCAGAACAAACCCUGUGCCCCUGGCUCCAACGCCGCCGUCUUCAACAACCCCUCCAGCUGGAGAAACAUGCCCGUGUUCAACGUCCAGCCCGGCUUCAGAGGGCGAGACCCCACCCACCUGUUCGCCAGGAAGAGAUCUGUGGACAACCUGGGGGGCGGGGCCACUGCAGAGAACUAGAUGACACACAAACACAUUAAAAUCACGCUAUCACACACGAUCCUGAAUUUUGUUUCCACACAUGCAGCUUCAUCACGAGUUCAUUCUGCAGCGGAGAGAGGUCAACGCGGCGUGAUGACAUCAUCCUGUCGGGGUCGAUCAUGUGACCUUCACUCACACGUCUGUGUUAGAGAGAUUUGUAAAAAGAAGAGGCCCGGUGAUUCUUACUGAUAUUUAUUUUCCUAAACGAGUUAAUUUAUGAGGCUGUGAUAUUUAAUGUAGAGAGGUGGGGGGGGGGGGAAGAGGCUUCACGCUGGUCGUGGCGCUCUCUUUGAUCCAGCUCGGAGACGUUUUAUUGGUUUAAAGGUUUUAAAUUUAAAGUCACAUGUUUGAAAGUCUGUUUGCUGGCUCGGCUGGUUUUUCUUUGAAAUAAAUGAUAUUAUACGACUGA
Labrus mixtus (cuckoo wrasse) is the source of this 1288-nucleotide messenger RNA. Its product is annotated as stanniocalcin-like. The record is from RefSeq and is a predicted model, not a curated record. Bases 94 to 858 code for a protein of 254 amino acids. Gene Ontology annotation, biological process: intracellular calcium ion homeostasis. NCBI's taxonomy places the organism in Eukaryota, Metazoa, Chordata, Actinopteri, Labriformes, Labridae. The transcript is spliced from 5 exons. Gene Ontology annotation, molecular function: hormone activity. Gene Ontology annotation, cellular component: extracellular region.